GCGAAUAAAAGAUAAGAUAGCUUAUUGACCCGCAACCGAUUUCGGAAUCCUUCAAGACACCGAACGACCAGUUACUGUUUGUCAACGAAUCGUAUCGGCAGCAACGGUCACUGCUAAAAUGUGGCCCAUCGAAGCUUGUUUUAUCGCACUUGCAAUCGCAACGACGGCAUCCUCCCAGCCUUUCAACGGAACGGUCGGUCAGAAUGGAACUAUUACGAAUGUGACUCAUAUUACGCACAUAACCCACGUGCAGCAUGUCAUCCAUGUCCAUAACGGGACCAAUUUGACGGUGCCAAAGCCGUUCGAUUCCGGCAGCAAUCUUCCUCCACUUGCAACAGUUCCAACGCAAUUGCCGGCUCUGAACAACCCCAAUGUAACCUUACCGAUGCCUUUCAAUCCCGAGAAUGCCCUACCGCCACUGGCCACAACUGGACCACAAAUCAUAUCUGGAAUUCCUCUUUAUAAACAUCCGCAUUACGAUACGGCUGGAAAGCCUCUAUGGUUCCCGAGGAUCAUCGGUGGAACUCCAGCUACGUUGGGCGAAUUCCCCUCCAAGGUGUCACUGCAGACUACGCAAAACUCGGCACAUUUCUGCGGAGGAACGCUGCUCACUUUGAGACACGUUCUGACGGCAGCGCACUGCAUUACCGAUAUUCAAGGGGUUCCGAUGAGCGUUUCUAGGAUCCAAGCGAUGGCCGACGAUCUGAAUGUGCUCCCAAAGAUGGGAAGCGCAACACGGCAAGUGCGUCAGGUCAAGUCGUUGAACAUCCACGACAAGUACAAUCCGUCGACUUUGGCGAACGAUUUGGCUAUCGUUAGUCUGGAAAAGGAGUUCACGAAGACGAACACCCUUUACCCGUCGAAGCGUGCUUCCAGUGCACCUCCGCCCGGACAGCUUUGUGCCCUUGCCGGUUGGGGAGUUACUGCAGAGAACUCCCAGAGCAUCAGCCCUUCGUUGCAGCGCGUCAACCUGGAGGUUAUUUCGUUCGAGCACUGCAAUACGGCCUAUCAAGGGGCCUUGCUUAAGGGCAUGAUGUGUGCCUCUGCUCCAGGACGUGACGCCUGUCAGGGUGAUUCCGGUGGAGCACUGAUUUGCCAGAAUCGAGUUGCUGGAGUGGUUAGCUUCGGGUCUGGCUGUGCGCAUCCGACCUUCCCGGGGGUUUACAUGGACAUUACCCAUUACGAGAAGUGGAUUGGAAAGGCUCUGAAUGGAGUGGAUAGUUUGGUUGGAGCGUUCUCGAUGACUUUAUUGAUGGCGUUUGCGGUGACGUUUAGGAACCACCUUGUUUGAGUUUUGACUCAAAAUGAUCGGUUAGCUAUGAAAAUAUUCAUUAGAUUGAUGUAUAGGUAGCUAGGAAGAAAUGUGGAUAAACCUAAGAUUUUUUGUCGAAUAUUAAAUUUAUUUUGAAACCUUUAGAUAAA
Aedes aegypti (yellow fever mosquito) is the source of this 1422-nucleotide messenger RNA. Its product is annotated as trypsin delta. Gene Ontology annotation, molecular function: serine-type endopeptidase activity. The record is from RefSeq and is a predicted model, not a curated record. NCBI's taxonomy places the organism in Eukaryota, Metazoa, Arthropoda, Insecta, Diptera, Culicidae. Bases 119 to 1291 code for a protein of 390 amino acids. Gene Ontology annotation, biological process: proteolysis. The transcript is spliced from 3 exons.